AUGAAUCUUUACAAUGUCCUUACAGAACCGAAAACCCCAGCAGCGUCCAACUACUUCGUUACAGUGGCCGAACUGAAGAAACCCGCUGAACCGAAACCCUACACGAGAGCUGCUGGCUCGAAUGUGAUUAGCACUGAGGUGACGAUUGAGCCCAAACAAACGCCUAAAAAGCCUCAACCGCUUAAACUCAAAGAACAAGAGAUGGAAACUGCUCCAGAAGAGCCGAGUACUCGUGGCAAAGAGAGCUGGGAAUCGGCAGCUGCCUACAUUCGCCGCAAGAAUCGUGACCGACGUAUUCGCAAUCGUACCAUUGGCUCAACCGACGAGGCGCUACGGGAUCUCGACAGGGUCACAGAAAGUAUUUAUGACGGGCUCAAUCUGCUUCUCAUCGAAUUACCCCUGAAUAAUGCAGUCAAGUUGGGAACUGGCAUUAAGAUGGGCAGUGAUGGCCCUCCCGUAGUUGAAUGGUGGUCCCAUCUGUUGGAAAGAUAUAGUGAUUGUGCUGUAACACUGGUGGCAGAUACUUCUCACUUUCAGAGCGCUGCAACGGCACGCGAAGAGCUUCGUGCUUAUGAUCAUUCACCGGAGCGGGUCGACUACAGAACCACACCCUAUGGCGGUGGUGACAUGCGCAACUACUACUCGUCUAAUGCCAGUCCUAGCUACACCAGGAAAUUUGACGAGAACCAAUCGUGGGCGUCCGAGCCGCGACGUUUCGAAGUGUACAAAACCAGGGCUGAGCGAGACGCCGAGAGGAAUGCUCAUGCACCAAGCGGCGCCCCCUCCUACCGCCCCGCCUCCUAUUACUCGACUGCAAGUGACCGCCCACUGACUAGUUUUGCCUAUAGAAAGCAAGAUGAUGCAUUCAAAGUUGACCCAUACCGUCCUGCAGAAACCUACAGAAACCGGUUCGAGGAGAACUACCCUUACAAGAAAAUUCCAUAUGAGUAUGAGAAAGGAGCUGUCUCAGGAACGGAUUACCACGCGCCGUCGUCGGCUACGAUUUCCCAGGAUACAAACGUGGUCGUGCCGAACAGGUUCCGUCCCAUUACUCGGCGAUUCUUCAAGAGCGACAACGAUAGGCCAUACAUUCGCACUCGUUCAAUGGAUCGCAAGCAAGGCUUCGGAGAAGAUUACGACUAUACAGCUCAGUUGAGGAAUCGGCAUAUAACACCUGAACCGGUCGCUGACUACUCCUAUGUGAACUACCAUGAUUCAUCAAAUGGUAGAGCCAGUAUCGCCAGGGACGAGAAGGGACAGCCGAGAAGCAUUUUGAUAAACAAACAGAGUGUUGAUGUCGAACAGCGAAGUGGAGGUGACGAGGCGGUCAAUCGAGGAGAAGGCGGCGCCAACGUCGGGCCGGUGCGCUCGGUUCGUGUGCAGUGCUGCUAUCCGUUAUCCCCUAGUCUAUCCCCUCCCUAUUUCUGUCUCAAAGGCUGUGUUCCUGCUUCAGUUUGGGUUCAGGUUUUGUUUGUGAUAUCGGAAGAGUGA
Cooperia oncophora is the source of this 1491-nucleotide messenger RNA. The record is from the annotation of a GenBank genome assembly. NCBI's taxonomy places the organism in Eukaryota, Metazoa, Nematoda, Chromadorea, Rhabditida, Trichostrongylidae.